This is a messenger RNA of Wasmannia auropunctata (little fire ant), 1985 nucleotides long. RefSeq lists its product as uncharacterized. The transcript has 6 exons. The record is from RefSeq and is a predicted model, not a curated record. Bases 553 to 1968 code for a protein of 471 amino acids. Lineage: Eukaryota; Metazoa; Arthropoda; Insecta; Hymenoptera; Formicidae.
GUUUAUCCUUCAUUCUGAAAAUAAUGUAAUCGUAUUUACAAAUAUCGAUAAAUUGGCUGCGUUCAGCAGACUCAACUGAUAUAAAGCGAUUGAGCGAGUGAUCCGUGAGCGUAGUAUCGGCGACUGAGUAAAGUACGUUCAGCAAACUGCAUCCAAUAAUUAUGCAACGGUUGAGUCUACUGAACGCAGCCAUUGAAAAAAAAGAAUAAAAAUUAAAAAUUAAUAAAAUAAAGGGAUGCCAAGCGACUUAUGCCUCCACGUGGUGAAUCCUGGAUACAAAAAUGAAUUAUUAUGACUAUGAUUACGAAAAAUAAAUUACAUUUUUUUAAACAUAAAAGUGAUUAUAUCUCAGAAAUGAUUUAUUUCCGAAACUAUGUUAUAACCUUUUUUCCUUCUUUUUGGAUUCCGAAUCACAUCUCGAAGUAUUGUAGGCGAUUUACUGAAAACCCUGUGUAUAUAUAUAUUUUUCUUUUUUAUGUGUUUUAGUUAGUCUUAACAACAAGAGAGUUAAUAUUGAAUAUUAUAACAGUUCUGGAAACGAUUUUUCAAGCUAUGAAGAAUGAUGAUAUUCGGGAUAUGAAUGACUUAUAUUUUUCUACAGUUUAUAAAGAUCACAAUAUAUGUAUUAAAUCUGAAUGUGAAGCAGAUGCGUGGCAUGAAGGAGAACGUGGUAUCGAGGCUAGAAGAUUGCUCGGUAUACUUUCGCACAUCAGUAUUGAAUCGGCAUACUUAAGUAAUUACAUAGCAGGAAAAUCACAAUUGCUUACUCGCAAUGAUGAAUGUUACAAUCAUUACUUGCAACAAAUGACAUGUUAUAAUAUGUGGUCAAAGAAAGGCCAUGAAUUUGAAAUGCUUGAGAUUAUCUUAGAAUGUGUCACUUUAAUAGAACAUGUUAGGAGAUCUCAUCAAUUUACAGGUCUUAUAAAUGCAAUUGUAAAACUACUGUGUAAUGUGCAACAGAAAGUGGAUUAUUGUGACAAAGGAUUAGAAUAUAUUUGUCUUAUAUUCAAAGAGCUUGUAUUCUCAAGGCCAUUAUCACUUUGUUAUGUUUCAUUAGCGAAUUUUAUAAUGAUUUUCAGUAAAUGCAAUAUAUUUAUGUCAAAACUUUGUACAAAUUCACAGUUAAUGACGAUAAAAAGAUGGAAAGGAGUUUUACACUUUACACCAGAUGCUUGUGUCUUACAAAUUUUUAUGGCACAAGUAGAGCAUUUUUGUCCAGACUUUCUUACUACACUCAACAUGACACAUGCAUUAAUAUCAUCUAUAUGGCAUGUCUUACAGAAGAAUAAUUUAUUAAAAAGUGAAAGCUCAGAAUCUUGUAAUUGUUAUACGAAAUUAUUACGAUUUAUAAUUAAUAUGUUAAAGAAAUGUUCUGAAAACAAAUUAGACAUAAUUGAUAAUACUGAGUGGCAAGAUUCAUUUUAUGCUUCCAAAAAAUGUUAUGUUUUGAAGAUAAUUAAUUACAAAGAUUAUGCAUGUCAGAUGAAAUAUAAUAAAGAGAAUAUGGAGAAACAUCUGACAGAAAUAUAUUCAGAAAAGUUUGAUCGUAAUUUAUGGUUUGAUAUGAAAAAGAUUCAAUACAGUGUAUUAAGACAAGGCAUCAGAUUUUUAUGUCAUCUUGCGAUUUGCGAUCCUGAUUUUGUUAUCCGAUCAUCUGAUAUUGAAGAUUCGUUUCACUUAUUUAUACGAAACAUCGUUUUUUUUGACGAUUUGAUACUUCACGAAAAUGAGCGAGAAGCAUUAGAUCGUAUAAAAACCACAUUUAUUGUCGAUAAAGGUGUACAAUAUGAAACUGAGACACAUAAUGAAAAUAUACAUAUUAAUCAAAUGCAUAUGACAAAUUUUGAAAAGAAAGUUACUCCUACAACUGAGAGGAAUCAUCAUACUGGACCUAUUGAAAAUUAUAAUAGAGUAUACAUGGCUAUCCAAGCAUUGUAUAAUUCUAAAAUGGAAAACAGGAACGAUUAAAUAUAUUAAAUUUUCAA